Molecule: messenger RNA, 558 nt
Organism: Fragaria vesca subsp. vesca
Lineage: Eukaryota; Viridiplantae; Streptophyta; Magnoliopsida; Rosales; Rosaceae
Product: ethylene-responsive transcription factor ERF022-like
Exons: 1
Coding region: 1-558 (185 amino acids)
Biological process (GO): regulation of DNA-templated transcription
Molecular function (GO): DNA binding; DNA-binding transcription factor activity
Source: RefSeq, a predicted model, not a curated record
AUGGAGGAAGUGCAUGAUGAGCCUGCAGCAAAGUACAGAGGCGUACGCAAGCGAAAAUGGGGCAAAUGGGUGUCCGAAAUCCGGGAGCCGAGAAAGAAAAGCCGGAUAUGGCUAGGAAGCUACGAGGCCCCAGAAAUGGCGGCCGCGGCCUAUGAUGCGGCUGCAUUACACCUCAAAGGACCAGGUGUGGUGCUUAACUUUCCCGAAAUGGUUGAUAGUCUUCCGAGGCCUGCGAGUUCGAAUCCCACCGACGUGCAGUUAGCGGCUCAAGAGGCGGCCAAUGCAAUAAGGUUUAGGAGUCAGCCUAUGAAUUCGGUUUCGACGGAGGUGGCUGGUGGAUCGAGUGGUGGCGCGGCGCCGGUGACGGUGGGACUGUCGCCGAGUCAAAUUCAGGCGAUUAAUGAGUCGCCAUUGGACUCGCCUAUGAUGUGGAUGCAGGACAUGUACAUGUCUUAUAGUGACGAGGCUUUGGUUUUUGGGGAGGACAUGUCGUCAUCUAUGGGUUUCUAUGAUGACCAUGAGGAUGUUUUGCUGCAUCAGUCAAUAUGGGACUCCUAG